This is a messenger RNA of Caenorhabditis remanei, 495 nucleotides long. RefSeq lists its product as uncharacterized. The transcript is spliced from 3 exons. NCBI's taxonomy places the organism in Eukaryota, Metazoa, Nematoda, Chromadorea, Rhabditida, Rhabditidae. The record is from RefSeq and is a predicted model, not a curated record. The coding region runs from base 1 to 495 and encodes 164 amino acids.
AUGAAAAUCAUACUGGGAUCGUUGGAUCACCAAUUACACGUUGAAAACUUUAUUAUUGAAUACCGUGGAAAUCAAGACGAAGUUAUGUGCUUCCUGCCAUUUCUUAAUCCAAAUUAUUUGAAAUUCAUAAAACUGAAGAACUGUGAGGCUAACAAUGCUUCUAUGUACCGAAUUUUGAAUCUUCCACAAGUCGUUCAAUGUAAUCGAGUUUGGGUUGAUGGUUUCCCACGAGUUCAAAUGAAACUAUUCUGGAAUAUCCCUAGAGUAAUUCUCACAAAAGUCAACUUUAGUUUUCACGAUAUAAGCCGACUCAUUCAGCAUUAUAUUCAACACGACACUUUUGAGUAUUUUUCUAUGGAAGGAGUCAGCGAUGACUGGUUUCCCGAUGACUCUGAUACUUUUAUUGAUGACAAAAACAGAAAAUCAAUGAUAGUUAAAGGAACGAAAUUCUCUAUCAAAAUCGUUCAGAAACGCGAGAAAAAACGAUUGUUCUAG